CAUUGAACCAUGCUGGAUGGUGGAAACACCAAUAUGCGACGUAUUAACGACAAACACAACUAAAGACAUACGUCCCUACGACCCUACCUGCGGCUGACCACUGGAAUUCAACCUGAACUUCCCAAUGCAACGGAGCCCUUGCCACUGUUCAUUCAGCGGCCUACAACGCAUCGCGGCCUGCCUGGGCCAAGGCAUCCUGCCCCUGGACAAUGUCCUCCAGCUCGGCGCCGAGUUGCAAGGUCACCUCCACAAGAUGGUCAAGUGCGAACGAUGCGUUACCUCGAAGCGCGCGGCAGCCAUGCUGUCCCAGCUCAUACCCCGACUGAUCAGCUUCUACGAAGCCGCCCAUCUGACAGUUGCCACGGCGGAAUGGGCACGGCCCGGGCCGACGAGCACACAACUUCCUGGAGAGAGCGGCCGCGGCGUGCCGUUAGUGCAGUUGGUAUCAUGCGAGAUGAGGCUCGGGCGGCUCCCCAUCGACAGCUCCGAGGCGCGGAUGCUGGUCGAGGUGGUGCUCGUGGAUGCGAGCUUGGAUCUGAACGGGCAGCUGCAGGAGUGGAAGGCGGCGGUGGACGGGUCCAUGGAACUGGUGCAAGGUGGCAGCGAGCCCGUCGGUGCCGUCAUUGGCCAUUGCUGUGACCGCCUGGCCAAAUUGAUCGGCCUGCUGCAAUUUGGCGGUCUCUCCUCGGCCCAGUUACAUGUAUGAUUCGACGCACAACCACAACAUGCAUCGUUUGUGUUAGACAUGCAGAAAAUGACAGCCGUCUAUGUAUCUCA
Messenger RNA from Chaetomium fimeti, 777 nucleotides. RefSeq lists its product as uncharacterized. NCBI's taxonomy places the organism in Eukaryota, Fungi, Ascomycota, Sordariomycetes, Sordariales, Chaetomiaceae. The record is from RefSeq and is a predicted model, not a curated record. The coding region runs from base 125 to 706 and encodes 193 amino acids. The transcript has a single exon.